CAAAUAGGGUAUUGCUGACACUGGGUAUAUCAGUACAGCUUUAGAGGCUCAUCUCAGACACUGCAUGUACAUGUAGUUCGAAAUUGGAUUUGCUUAUUUUGUUGAUAAUUUCAGGUUCUGCUCUUCCGUACGAUUAAACUAUCAUAUCUUGCAGUAACACACUUGACCAACGUUUAGAAAUGUUGAGGUCGUGUUCAUAUCAUUUUGGAAGUUGAUCAAGCGUUGGCAAUUGGUACGUAUUCGACUUUUGUUCAUUUGCUUUGUUAAUUGUUUGUUGAACGGAAAGCAUAUUUAAAAUUGAGCGGUUUUUAAUUGCAAUUUAUUUAAGGGAGAUAUUCUAUGUAAGUAUUCAACGUAUUCGGGUAAAUUUAUCUACUUCAUGUCUACAACGCCACAAACACUUCGCUGAUACUGUGGCCACGUGCAUUACCCAAAUGCGCUCAUCGGAGAUUUCAUUUAUCACCGUCGUUGUACGACAACAAGAAACGUGAAUAAAGAAUGGAUUUCAUUUCCUCAGUUAAUCGACGGCUUUAGUGGCCUAAUUUAACAAUGUUAAUGUAGUCGUUUUGAUCUCAGUUACUGUACGAUGAUACAAUAUCGUAUCGUGCCCUAUGAUUCUUCCGCAUCAUCGCAACCUAGCUCCCAGAAUACAAGGAGAUAAACACAGUGAACGGAACAGCUAUUGAAGAUGUCAGCUAUUGUGACGGGCUGGCGGCAUUAUGACAACAGAAAUGCUAUUGCGUGCCUCCAUUGUAUGGUAUCGAUUCAUUCUUACACCCGUGUGAUUCACAUGUGCAUGUUGCAAGAUGUCUAGGAGCACCCACUCCGGUGUAAUAAUACCGACCAGUGGCAAGCUACAUCUUUUGAUGAUCUUUGAAAGAGUACACUGUCUUGCAAUGUGAGCAACAUGACUUCACCCUUCAUCUUUGAAGACGACUGAAACACCAAAAGCGAUGAUACGCAAAACUGCAUACGUGCUGAUUUCAACUUUGGCAGCGAUCAGUUUGACAUAUAUGUAUGUCGUCUCAAAAAGACUAGUUUUCUACUUUCAUCCAAAUGACGGAGGCUUCAUGGUACGCAGUUUACAGCUAAAACAUGCCCCCUCUGGGCAUCUUCGGCCCAAGACCUUGUCCGAUGGCGUCUGCACUGAGCAUGCUCAGGGAAAGAAGUCGAACAAAGUUGUCUUGACAACGACCAAUGCCGCUUUCCGAGAUUUCACCGACAACUGGCUGGAAAGCAUCAGGCGGACGAGGGCGUGUCCCAACAUCAUCGUAGUGGCCGAGGACGACGUCACGGUGACGUACUACUCCAAAAAGGUGCCGGAUUACCCCGGCCUCCAUGUCGUCAAAACAAACUCUGGUGUGGCCUCCUCCGGCCCUCUGGUAUUCGACACGCUGAUCUACAGACGCUUUGUCAAUAAACGCCAGAAGUACAUUCAGGAAUACUUGCGCCAGGGGUACGAGGUCCUAUUCACGGAUGUAGACACCUACUGGUUCAAGGACCCGUUCCCUUUUUUUGAAGGCAACUUUGACCUAGCAGUAGAGGAAGACUUGCCGAGAUUUUACUGCGCGGGGUUUGUGUACUUUAAACCCACUAACCGGACGCUAGCAUUCCUUUCCGAGUGGAUAGAAUUCAUGAGGUCAGACACCAGUUUAAAACCAGACCAGGUUGUGAUGAAUAAAUUCAUCGAGCAGAGGAAGGUGCCCAGGCUAAAGGUCAGGAUACUAGACUCGAAGCACUUUCCUAACGGAAAGCUGUACUCAAAUCGACAGUGGAGGGAAUACCACAAAAGAGACGUGGUGGUCAUGCACAACAAUUUCAUUAUAGGGCAUGACAAAAAACUCGAACGCUUCAAAGAGUACGGAAUGUGGUUCCGUCGAAAUGACACUGAAGACUUAGGGCCUAUAGGACAACCUAUUUACACGUGAACUGAUCUUCUCCGAGUCUUAAGUGGGUCACAAUUGUGAAUGUUAUGCAUUGUACCCCGAAUCCUUCUACGCCCAAAACGCCAGGAGUCACACAAGGUACCAGUUCUCUCUACUUGCGCAAUGGUAACCCCAAAUCCCGAAUUCCUGAGACUGUUGAAUAAUAUUGUAUUCUCCUUUAAAACAAACAAGUUAAUUUGGCUUGUCUCAGCAUGCAACCUUGUAAAGGAAAGAUUUAACUGUAGACGUAUAACUGUCCAAACCUUAUGUGGAUGUGUCUCGUUCGUCGACGCGUCGACCCUGUCGUUGUUUUUGAAUAAAAUCUACGAUAACUGCUUUGUGCAUAUAUGUUUUUAUGCACUGCAAACAAGGUCAUGUAUUACUACAGAAGUGAAUCCGCUAAAAUAGGGUUUUGAGAGCAUAACCUAGAAUUACCAUAAUACUACGCGACCCCCAGUCUGUCAUUAUUACUUAUAACUAACAAUCAUACAGCCGACACGUAAGCUAGCUGCCUGGGAUUUACUUUCAUCAAUGAAAAAAAGGACAACUUUUAAACAAGAUAAGUAAAAGCA
Molecule: messenger RNA, 2497 nt
Organism: Acanthaster planci (crown-of-thorns starfish)
Lineage: Eukaryota; Metazoa; Echinodermata; Asteroidea; Valvatida; Acanthasteridae
Cellular component (GO): Golgi apparatus
Molecular function (GO): glycosyltransferase activity
Source: RefSeq, a predicted model, not a curated record